Messenger RNA from Cherax quadricarinatus, 1003 nucleotides. Lineage: Eukaryota; Metazoa; Arthropoda; Malacostraca; Decapoda; Parastacidae. The record is from RefSeq and is a predicted model, not a curated record.
ACUCAGAUAUUCCAUUGUCUGUACCAUACAGAUAACAAUGUAUUGCUUGGAGCACCCACUGGCUCAGACUGUUGCCGCUGAGAGUGCCAUGUUUAGACUUUUCCGUGAGAUGCCAGAAGCCAAGGCAGUAUAUAUUGCACCUCUUAAAGCUCUGGUUCGUGAGCGUGUUGAAGACUGGCGGGUCAAGCUGCAAGACAAGUUGGGCAAGAAUGUUGUGGAGUUGACAGGUGAUGUUUCUCCAGAUAUACGAUCCAUUCAGGCUGCACAUGUUAUUAUUACAACACCUGAGAAAUGGGAUGGAAUUUCACGAUCUUGGCAAACAAGAAAUUAUGUUACAAAAGUUUCACUGAUUAUCAUAGAUGAAAUCCAUUUGCUUGGUGAGGAUCGUGGCCCUGUCCUGGAAGUGAUUGUAUCGAGGACAAACUUCAUUUCGAGUCACACCAACAAAGGCUUGAGGGUUAUUGGUCUAUCCACAGCCUUAGCCAAUGCAAAAGAUCUAGCAAAUUGGCUGGGUAUUGGUCAGAUGGGUUUGUACAAUUUCCGUCCCUCAGUGCGGCCUGUGCCUUUAGAAGUACACAUAUCAGGGUUCCCUGGUAAACAUUAUUGUCCUCGUAUGGCUACUAUGAACAAACCUACUUUCCAGGGUAAAUAUCACGUUACUUAUUUUUGCAUAAUUCUCCUACUUGCUUGCCUGAGGGAUGCAGACAUUCAGAUUUAUAACUGGGUUGUACAUAGCAGCACCUACCAGACUGAAGUUUUGUAUCUUGGUCUUGGAGAUGUUGAAGCACGAUAUGAUGCUCAGUAUGUAUUUUUUGAAAGCCAAAGUGGAGCUGCUUUGCCUGUGAUUCUCAUCACAACAGCCACCCUUGCUUGGGGAGUGAACUUCCCAGCACAUCUGGUAGUGAUUAAAGGAACAGAGUACUAUGAUGGAAAAACUAAGAGAUAUGUAGAUUUCCCAAUUACUGGUAAGAUGUUUGUGUAUGUAUCCUUGUAUAUUACUUGA